Molecule: messenger RNA, 747 nt
Organism: Pseudophryne corroboree (corroboree frog)
Lineage: Eukaryota; Metazoa; Chordata; Amphibia; Anura; Myobatrachidae
Product: uromodulin-like
Exons: 1
Coding region: 1-747 (248 amino acids)
Molecular function (GO): calcium ion binding
Source: RefSeq, a predicted model, not a curated record
AUGAAUUUUAUUUCCACAGAUGCACAAUCAUGCAGUUACUGCAAUUCAACUGUUUCUGCUUCUUGCAACCAACAAUCAAACUACGUCAUCUGCUCCUGCAACGCUGACUAUGUCGGAAAUGGUUUCAGCUGCACAAAAAGAGUAUUUUGCGACAACUAUCCAUGCUGUCCACAAGGGUAUUCCUGGAAUACAGCACAAAAAGCAUGUGUAGAUAUAAAUGAAUGCAGCAGUAGUUCAACAAAUGUGUGUCUCACCGGUUGUACAAAUACACCUGGCUCAUACAGGUGUACUGCUGACCCUGCUAACCCGCCAUGUCCUACAAGUGCCUGUCCUACCGGUAACGACUGUAUAAAAGAUCAGAGUAAUACAGAACAAUGUAUUGAUCCUUGUUCUAAUUACCAAGAGCUGGAUGGAUCAAACCAACUCUACACUAUGAACUCUUCUGGAAGAUUCUCCACUGACAGAUAUUACUUUGGUUGGUACCGCUACAAAAAUGGACUAAGACCGAGGCAAGGCUGUGUGGCAGCUUUAAAAUGUGGUUGCCUUCAGCUAUACAGUAUUAUUAACCACCCAAGUAUUUACAACGGUGUGAAAUCAGUUGCUGUUUUAUAUAAUACAUUAUCAGGCUGCUAUACUGGGCAAAAUAUUUCUGUGAAAGCCUGUCCCGGAGGAUAUUAUGUAUACAAAUUUGCAGGGCUUCUGCUGGCCGAGGAUUACUGCACAGGUGAGUUGAAUAUCUUCAUUUAA